AUGGGAUGGACGCAUAGCGCUAGCUAUUGGUGCUACGCCCUUCGCCGGCUAUUGGAUACUGCUGUCCCUGAGUUAUUACCUUAUAUGGUUACCUAUAUGGAUGACUGUCUGCUCUGGCACCCCGUUCGGGCUCAAUGUGAAGCGAUGUUACAAGCUGUGAUCUUUGCCGUCCGAACUGCUGGGGCGGAGGUGCCACCCCACAAGGUUAGAGGUCCUGAUAGGGAAGUAGAAUUUCUCGGUAUGUCCCUUGGGCCCGAUGGUUAUCGUGUGGCUGACCACACCUUGAAGGAUCUCCGGUUGGCCUUAUCGGACCGUCCACAAACCUUGCGUGGCUUGCGCGUAAAACUUGGCCUCAUGCAAUUUUGCAAGAGUUUAUGGUCACCCGUUACGGGGGGAGCCGCUGGCACGCUGACUCAUCUGACGCAGCCUUUGACGGCUCUGAUAGGCGAGAUGACCUCUACAGGAGCUCGCCGCAACGCUAGACUCCCUUGGACACCAGAGUUCGACCAAAUAUGGGCGAAGAUCUUUCGUACUAUGGUUCCUCAGACGAUCGGAUUUCAUACGGCAUCCACGGCGCAGGAGGACAUACAGUUCGUUCUGUCUAGCGAUGCGAGUCCAAUAGCCGCCGCGGCUGUAUUGUAUGUUGGCAGUCGUCGGGAACUACUCACAGCCCUUGAUAAACCCUUGGAGGUCGACUCCGAGUGGCUAGGGAAUUGGGGACGAGUCAUCGGCAUUUGGACACAUCGAUGGUCUAAGGCGGAACGCCGGUAUGAUAUCAUUGACAAGGAGCUCUUUGGUCUGACGAAAUCCCUCCUUCAUUGGCGAUAUCGUAUCCUCGAGACCAUACUGAGGAUCCGGUUCAGUCGUCGUGGUUCGACGGAUGAUCACGAAAUUGGUAGAGUCUUAGCGUUGACGGACUCAAGUGCUGCCCUAGGUCGUUUCCUAGCUCGGAACUCAUAUGUUCUGAAGCCUCAGGGGAGCCGCGACAGACGAUGGCUUGGAUGGUUAGCAGAUCUUUCUGACUUCCCAGAAGUUGAUCUUACCGUUCGCCAUGUGAAUGGUCCUCGAAACCGGUUAUCCGAUAUCCUAUCUAGACUGCUACCCGGGGAAAACGCCAUCUUAUCGGAAGGUCAUUCUCGGCCACUUGCUCUGGCAGUGCCGAUUGUCUCCGAUGCAGAAGAAGGCGGGGGACGACAAGGUGGAGAGGACCUCAACCGGUUGUUGUCUUUUUUCGAUAAUGCUAACGACUUCAUCAUUGACAAGCAGAAGAUCGAUAACACUACUAAGGUGCACGGUGCGACCCUAGCCAAAUGGUGUUCGUAUUUCCUCCAUACUGAUGAUACUGCUGAUGAAGACCUCCCUUCAUCGGCCGUAGCCGCGCUGGCGAUUGGUUUGGUCCGGUGGGGACCGGGUCUGUUCGUUAUUCGUGAUGCGGUCGCGGACGAAAUUAUAUGGUCUCUGGUUAUCCCUUUGGGCUCAGCUGAGGACCUACCGGCGCUCUUGUCUACUAAUUACCUACCUGGAUGGAGUAUUAGGGAAUGGGUGUCGUUCGUCUACCACGAUUUGUCUUUGCAUCAAGGUGUGGACAGUGCUCUAGAGGCACUCGUACGGCAUUUCUGGUGGCCUGGAUGUGGCAAGCAUGCGGCUGAUGCGGUCAGACGCAUGGCUGCUGCUACUGGAAGGCUACCUGUGGAUGGUGAAUUGGUCGUUUGGGCGUCGCCCUGA
Molecule: messenger RNA, 1725 nt
Organism: Perkinsus marinus ATCC 50983
Lineage: Eukaryota; Perkinsozoa; Perkinsida; Perkinsidae
Exons: 1
Coding region: 1-1725 (574 amino acids)
Source: RefSeq, a predicted model, not a curated record